Molecule: messenger RNA, 2523 nt
Organism: Cyprinodon tularosa
Lineage: Eukaryota; Metazoa; Chordata; Actinopteri; Cyprinodontiformes; Cyprinodontidae
Gene: fgf16
Product: fibroblast growth factor 16
Exons: 3
Coding region: 809-1462 (217 amino acids)
Biological process (GO): cell differentiation; positive regulation of endothelial cell chemotaxis to fibroblast growth factor; fibroblast growth factor receptor signaling pathway
Cellular component (GO): cytoplasm
Molecular function (GO): fibroblast growth factor receptor binding; growth factor activity
Source: RefSeq, a predicted model, not a curated record
AAACAGUCCGAGGAAAAGCUCCAACUUAUACUGCUUGGGUCCUCAAACGUGCAUGCAGGAGGUUGGAUUAGUAUGAGCGCGUGCAGGGGGCUCUUUGAGAGCCCUUUAGUGUAAAUGUUACUUUUGCAUGUUUACUUUCUUUUUUUUUUUCAGGAUUCUGACCCAAAAGCCCAAAUAGAAAAAAAAAUACCCUGAGUGGUUAAAGAGGGGCUACUGAAGUUAGUGCUUAUAUAUAAAGCCAGUCGUUCUAUGUGUGUUUUAACCAUGAUAGUCUUCACAUCUGCGUCGCACUUUAAUGGACCACAGCGUGUUACCACAUUUUUCUGCCACUGGAAGGGCGUUUCGGUUUUAACAGACAGCGGAAAACCACAAAGAGGGAAGACAAUACAUUCUGGAGACCUUUCUGCACAUGGAUUAAAUUAACUGGAACAUGAAAAAAAAAAAAACUUUAUACCUGAAAGAUCUUUGAUCUAAUUUGCAUCAUCAAUCGCAAAUGUUGGCCUGAAAGUUAGGAUUAAGUAAAGCAAACUGAUGCGCGUAAGAAGGGAUGCCAGCCAGGCGUGGCUUGAAUCUCAGUGUCCAAUGUGAGAAUGCGUGGGGAGUAUGUAUAUAUUAGAGUCUUUCCAUUUGAUAAACACAGAUAUUAAACCCAUGAUUAUAGCAAAGGACUAUCAAUAAACUGAGAGGACUUCCCUGAGUUUGGAGGAGCGCGGCGCGCAGGGGACGCUCUUUUUUUUUCCUGGGUGCAUGGACCGGACUUGUGUGUAAAACUUUUCUCCCUCCGCAUCUCGCUGCUCAUACAUCUCAAAUGCCUUCGCUUAAUGUGACAGCUGUGCAAACGAUGGCAGAGGUCGGGAGUUUGCUGGGGACGCUCGACUUGGAUUUACAGACCUUCCCUGCGCUGGUAAGCGCACCCGUGCCGGAGACUCCGGUGGGGCUGAGCGAGCGGCUGGGGCAGAUUGAGGGCAGGCUGCAGCAGGGGUCGCCCACAGAUUUUGGCCACCUUAAGGGGAUCCUAAGGCGGCGGCAGCUCUACUGCAGGACAGGCUUUCAGCUGGAGAUAUUCCCCAACGGCACAGUGCAUGGGACAAGGCAGGACCACAGCAGAUUUGGUAUCCUGGAAUUCAUCAGCCUGGCAGUGGGGCUGGUCAGCAUCAGAGGGGUGGAUGCUGGACUCUACCUGGGCAUGAAUGAGAAAGGAGAGCUCUAUGGAUCGAGCAAGCUUACAGCAGAAUGCGUGUUCAGGGAGCAGUUUGAGGAGAACUGGUACAACACGUAUGCUUCCACGCUCUACAAGCACACAGACACGGGACGCUUCUACUAUGUGGCGUUAAACAAGGACGGCUCGCCCAGGGAGGGCGGCAGGACUAAGAAACACCAGAAACUCACCCACUUCUUGCCUCGGCCGGUGGAGAUCGAGAAGAUCCCUCAGGCGUACAGAGACGUGUUCCAGUACAGGUGACCAGCGCUCCCACUGGGAGAACUGGUUACAACUGGAGUCCCAGAGACAAACAAGGACGAAGAGGAGGAAGAUUAGAGAAGGGGGGAAGGUGUCGUGGACAUUCUGGAUGGUGUGCAGAACUGUUUACCCCUGAGCUCACAUCGAGGUCAUGUGACCAGGACAUAAACGAUAAACUCGGUCCUGGGUGCCUCUCAUCCGCCUCGGCUUUGGACUUCAGCUAAAUGCUUCCUCUGUGGAGGACUGAGCAGUUUGGGGUCAACCAGAAAGGUCAAAAAAGAUGCAAGGGGUUGAUUUUUGUGUAGAGACUUAAAUGACAUUCUUCAGCACACAGAGAGGGGGGAUCCUUGUGUGCAUUUUAAAGCACAAACCUGAAAAACUAAACCUGGAGGCUAAGAGACCUCCAGGAAGUUCCAUUCAGGAGUGCUGCAGAUAUUUCUGAUAUCAUACAAGAAGGGUUAGGCUUGCUUAGUUUGGUAUAUUCAGGUACUUUAAAAUCUGUACGCAGAUAAAAAACUAUUACUAGUCGAAUGUCAAAGAUGGAAAAUGAGGGUAACAUCUCUGCCAUGACUGUAGGACUGAUGAAGCACUUACCUAAACAUCCAAAGCCCCAGCUGAGGGUCUGGUCUCAACCUAAACAUCUCAUUUAAAUGAGUAAAUUUGGGGCGUAAGCACUUCACCAACUGCGGUUUAAAGGAGCAACAGAUACAUUUGGUUCAGAGCUGGCGACUUGUAAUGUUCAGAGUGCCUUGAACAUUAUUAAAGAAAAAGAAAUGCAAGCAUCUGAGGUGUACAUAUGGGUGUUCCUAUUUAUGAGAGGUACAAUAUAUUUAUUUUCUACAUAUAAAGUAUAAAUCUAUAUAUUUAUUUAUUGCAGAGUUUAUUUUGUAAUGAACGUGAAGACAAAUGGACUGCUACUGAAAUGAGGCAAACGGAAACAAAAAGAUUGGAGAACUGCAACAUGACAAUAAAAUUGUCCUGCUUUGGAGAACUUAUUGUGAGAGGCCGUUCUUGCUUGGAUUAAAGUGUGAUGUACCAAUUAAAACCAGAUGUAUAAUAUAUGA